This is a messenger RNA of Pistacia vera, 1311 nucleotides long. RefSeq names its product protein PHOSPHATE STARVATION RESPONSE 3-like. NCBI's taxonomy places the organism in Eukaryota, Viridiplantae, Streptophyta, Magnoliopsida, Sapindales, Anacardiaceae. Gene Ontology annotation, molecular function: DNA binding; DNA-binding transcription factor activity. The transcript is spliced from 7 exons. The record is from RefSeq and is a predicted model, not a curated record. The coding region runs from base 71 to 979 and encodes 302 amino acids.
UUCAUUGAAGCCACCAACUGCAAGACCAACGCGCUCUAAGAAUAAUUGAGAUCGACGUCUGCUAAGUACCAUGAAUUUCCAUGUUAUUUCCCUCAAAGAAAAGGGAAAGGGGAAGAGAGUGAUGCAAACGCCUGCUCAAAAUCUGAGUACUCUCGAGUCUUCAACAGGCCUAUGUUCAUUGCCUGGAAACUCAUCAUCUCCUAAUUUUUGGCCAAACUCCCUCCUUGAAAUAUCCAUGGUCCGAGCCCCACAGUUCAAACCAAAUCCUGUCUCUCCCACUUAUAUUCAAUCUCCUGGAAACAUUAUGUUAUGCACCAGUUUACAUGUCUCAGCAUCUUCGCCAAGUUCUGCGAAGGAUCAGGAGCUAACUAGUACUCAACCCUUCCUUCCAUGGCCACCAACAUUAAGUGAUGAAUUUAAUUUUGCCAUCAAUGCUCCCAGCUGUGACCAAGAAAACCCUGAGAACUCCAUGUACCUCUUUAAUAUUCCAGGAGAAAGUUCUGAUAGAAUGUGUCAGGGUUCACAUUAUGUGAAGGAUGGUCUGACUUUUACUCAAAGACUGCAACUGCAGAAACUAUCAGAAGAGCUUGGCAUUUCUAGUUAUGACGAGGACGAAAAUUCCAGGGUUGAUGAUAUACAAAACGCACAUCCACAAGUUUCAGCAGUCCCAGUUAUUGGAUUGGACUGCAACAGAAACAAUUUUGGUUCUUCAGUUGCUCAUGUAGAAGGCUAUAAUAUUCAGUCAAACCAUCAACUUCCUGAGGCUGCAGGUGCUCAAAAGCAAAGGAUAAGAUGGACUACUGAGCUCCAUGAACUUUUCAUAGAUGCAGUUGACAAACUUGGCGGCCCCGAUAGUGCCACUCCAAAGGGCGUAUUAAUGCUUAUGAAUGUUAAUGGUUUGAACAUCUACCAUGUGAAGAGCCAUUUGCAGAAAUAUCGUCUUCACAAGAAAGUGCAGCAGCUGAAAUAUGACAAAUAGGCUUCAGGCUCCGAAGGAAAUAUGCAAGCUUCACCCAUUGGCUCACAAAUAAACAGGUCAAAUUCCCAUGCUACAUUUUAUCUUAAUCGAUUCAUUCACCAACAUUUGACAAUCCUUUUGUAGCAGGGACGUGCAACUAGAGACACUACGUAUGCAAAUUGAGGCUCAGAAACUGCUACAUGAGCAGCUCAAGGUACAAAAGGAGCUGCAAUUACGUAUAGAGAAGCAAGGUGAGCAAUUGAGAAAGAUUAUGGAAGAACAAGAGAAAGCUGGCAGCAGCUUAUUCCCCAUCAAUGGUUUAUUUUCAUGCAUCAAUUCAAUGACAGAAGCUG